GCAUGGGAAGCUGCUUCAGUCCUCCUCCCCUCCCUCCCCAGUUGUCGAUCCCUUCGCCCAUGCUCGCCUCAGUAUACAGAACCGCCACUGCAAAGUCAGUCAAGUCCCUCGUCCCACAGCUCGGCAGCACUUCCUCCGUCGCUGCUCACAACCUUGUCUCCCGCCGCUUCAAGUCGGGCGAUGCUGUGGAGGAAGAGGAGCCUCGUCCCCAAUUCGACACCCUGAUGUCCAUUAUCACAGGAUCGAUCAACGCACAAACGGCAGGAUCAGUUGCUACCGACCAGGCUAGACUCUCUCGUGGAAACUUCAGGAAAGGAGAUAUCUACAAACCCUCGGAUCUGAACGACUCCAAGACAAUCACAUAUGCCCGCCCUCCCAAGCCUGUGGAUGAGCUCAAAAUCCUGAAGGUGAACCCGGUUGUCGAGUACAAGAAUGCCACGCUUCUGUCACACUACAUCACACCAUUGGGACGACUUAUGUCGCGGGAACAAACAGGACUCUCAGCCAAGAACCAGCGCCGGGUCGCAAAGGCCGUGCGCCGUGCUCGUGCCAUGUGCAUCAUCAGCCCUACAGCUAAGCUGCACUAAGACCAAGAGAAGGAAAAGUUCAUCGAGGCGUCAUAUUUCAUAUCUAGAAAUAUUGUAAAACGAAUAAAAAAGAUCAGACAUUGCAUG
Messenger RNA from Gamsiella multidivaricata, 674 nucleotides. RefSeq lists its product as uncharacterized. The transcript has 5 exons. Gene Ontology annotation, cellular component: mitochondrial small ribosomal subunit; ribosome. Gene Ontology annotation, biological process: mitochondrial translation. The annotation marks the transcript as partial. NCBI's taxonomy places the organism in Eukaryota, Fungi, Mortierellomycota, Mortierellomycetes, Mortierellales, Mortierellaceae. The record is from RefSeq and is a predicted model, not a curated record. Gene Ontology annotation, molecular function: small ribosomal subunit rRNA binding; structural constituent of ribosome.